AUGGAUUUUCCGUUAAUUUCUUUUUUUUAUAAGUCAUUGAAUUAUUAUAAACAAUUACGUCUUUAUUUUAUAUUAAAUAACUAUUUUAAAUUACAUAAUAUAUUGUUUACCAAUUUGUAUAUACGAUUAUACCGCAAAAGAUUAUUGAGAAUAGAAGAUAAAAAUAUUCGUUUCUUUUCUAAUAGAUUAAAAAGAAAAAAUGACAAAUCGUUAGUAGUACGUUAUUUUAUGUAUAAUAUAUAUUUAUUUCUACGUUUCGAGAGUAAAAAUAAAAUAUGGAAUAAGCGUAAGAAAAAAUAUAUUUAUAUAAAUAAAUUUAAAGAUUGUGGAAAUCAAUAUAAUUUUGAUCCAUUCUAUCCUAUGACUACUUAUUUGUUAAGUGAGUUUAAUUUGCAACGUACAAAUAGAUUAAAUUUUGAUGUUACAAAAAAAAAAAUAGUAAAUUUAUCGUUUUUCGAUAAGAGAUUAGGAGUAGUUAAUUUUAAAUUUUUUAAUAGUUAUAUUUUUUCUUUAAUUUUGAGUGUUUAUAAAAAAACAAAUAAAAAAGAAUUCUUGUAUGCAUUAAGACAUAAUAAUUUAUUUUUUUAUAAUUUUUUACUUUUUAUUAAAAAAAGAAUUCAAUUAUUUAGAUAUUUAUUAUUAGAAUUAAAGAAAAAAUUACAAUGUUUUUUUUUUAUCUUUAAUACUUUUGAUUUGAAUAUGGAAAAUGAUAUUUUUUUUAAUUAUAUAAGGUAUAAGAAUCCUCUUUUAAUUUCAGAGUAUGAACGUAUAGUAAAAAAUGUUAAAUUAGAAAGAGAGAAAUAUGUUAAUUAUUAUGGGUUAUAUAGUAAAUAUAAAAAUUUUUAUAAGUUAUUAUUGGAUUUUUUAAAGAAACCCAAUAGAAAUUGUAUAAGUAGUAAUUUUAAAGUAACUAAAUCUUCCCACCGUUUACAUGUAAAUAGAUAUGAAAGAUUGUUAAAAAAAAUAGGAGGAAAGUAUGAAAGAUUAUUUAGAAGGUUUUUUAUUUUAAAGAAUAAAUCUUUUUAUGCAGAUGAGAAUAAAGAAUUGAUUUAUAUCAGUAUUUUAAAAUAUUUAAGUAUAUUUAAAUCUUUAUUUCGUUUUGAUUAUUUAAAUAAGUAUAAUAAUAGCAAAGCGGUAAUAUAUAUUAAAUCCACAAUAACAAAUGUGUUUUUAUAUUUUAUCUAUAAUAAUAAGUUAUUAUUUAAAAGAACAUGCGGAGAAUUAGAAGAUGUAAAAAAAAAAGAACGUCGUUUUUGGAGAAAUAUUUAUCCACUAGUGGAAACAUUAUUACCAUUUAUAAGUAAGAUGAAAUCUUUAUAUAAAUUCCCUUAUGUUUCUUUAUACAUAAAUGGUACUAGUUCCUUAUGCAGUCCUUUAAUUACACGCAUGCGUAAGUAUAAUAAAAAAUACCGAAGAUUAGUACGUUUUUUAUUUAACGAAUUAGAAUUUUUUAAUGAAAAGACGCUUGAAUUAAAAGAACGAUUUAAAGGAGCUUAUAUUUUAUAUCCAAUUUAUAGAAUAAAAUUUUUUGCAAUUUGCGAUGGUUUUAAUAGACUAAGUAAGGUUUUUUUUGCAAUUAAUAAGGUUAAAGAUCUAACAUCGUGGCCUUAUAAUGGUUGUUUUAAUAAAAAAAGAAAAAGAAAAAAAAAGAAAAAAAAAAAUGUUAGAUAG
Messenger RNA from Naegleria fowleri, 1671 nucleotides. The record is from the annotation of a RefSeq genome assembly. NCBI's taxonomy places the organism in Eukaryota, Heterolobosea, Eutetramitea, Acrasida, Naegleriidae.